This is a messenger RNA of Lactuca saligna, 1326 nucleotides long. The record is from the annotation of a GenBank genome assembly. NCBI's taxonomy places the organism in Eukaryota, Viridiplantae, Streptophyta, Magnoliopsida, Asterales, Asteraceae.
GUUCAGUAAGCUAAAUUGAAGGUAGGUGAAUAGUAUAGGGACUAAAUUUGUAGCUUCCUCCUUUACCUUGCUACGUUAUCUUGUACCUACUCUUUAUUUAAGUUCAUCCCUUUCAAGAUAACCCUCAUAAAAAUUCAAUUCAAGAUUUUUCUCAUAAUUCUCUGUGCAAAUCGUAAUUGCUACUGUAUUAUUUUUCUGUAUUUGAUCUCUGAUCGGCGCAGAGAAGCUACUGCGAUCUAAACUGCUGCAUAUGUAAUUCGAUUUGAGAAGAUUCGAAAGGAAAAGAAAAUAAACUACAAGUAUCAGAUUCAAUUUUGAUUUCGUCAAACCCUACUCAGAGUUUAUCCAAUCGUUUGGAUUUGAGCAAAUCAUACCUACGAAUUGAGUAUCAAUUCUCCUUGAUUUGGAUAACAAGUAAUUGUUAUUGUAUAUCUAAACAAAGAUGAUGACCAGACAACCUCACCAAGAUGAUCAACAAUCUAGGGUUUUCUACGAGUUAUCUGCUUUGAUUCUUAACUUACUCCGGCAUCCUCCUACGCCGAUUCAAUUCUCCGACGAGGUGUCUACGUCAACGCGGAGGCAGCCACGUCCGGCUCCCCUAUCGCAGAUAACGCCGGCGGGAUUCGCGUCUUUGUUAUUGGGGAUAUCGUUGGCUUUAAUGUUGUGUGGAUCAAUAACUUUCUUCAUAGGGUUUUUGUUGAUGCCCUGGGUUCUUGGAUUAGUUAUGUUGUUUUACGUAGCUGGAAUUAUUUCGAGUAUAUCCAUGCUUGGUCGUGCCAUUUUCUGCCAUACUCUGUCUCCAUCUUCACCUAGAAAGAGCGUCCCUGCUUGGAAAUUGUUGUGAAACAAGAGAUCCAGCACCAUGAAUGUUGUUUCUGAUUUGAGCCUCUUGAAGUAUAAAUGCAGGAAGGAACUCUGGAUGUUUAAGAAUUAUUUAAAAAGACAUACAAUAUAGGCAUGAAGUUUUUUUUAGCCUUUUUUUUUUUUCGAAUUAGGGUUGUGGGUGUGCAUUCUUUACUUCAAGAAGCAUAUGGUGGUUAUGGAUGAUGUGUGUAAAACAGUAAAAGCUAAAACAUGGUGGUGGUAUUAUGGACUUGUUUCUUACUUGUACUUAUAUUGUUGUUUUUUUUACAAUUGAUCUAUAUUAUACUUUAUACAUACAUUUAUUAUUUCUAAAUCACAUAUCAAUUUAAGAUCCGUUGUUAUAUGUUCUGAAUAGAAUAUAUGUUGUUUAUGGAUAAGAUUGGAUGUGAUAAUUAGUCGUUUCUCUUUGGUUACAUGUGCUGAAACGAGUUUAAUAAGUACGCUUUUUUUUUUUUAUCAAGU